CCACGUGCUCUGCUUGUCCCUUCACCUGCCACUUGCUGUUGCUACCCACGCUCUCUCGCUUCUUCUGCAUUUGAUCUACAAUGGCAACCAACCCCGUCUUUGCUGUUGCUCAAGCCAAACAUGACGUCCUCGUCAAUCACUUCCCUGCCCCGUCGACUGGAUCAGUCCAGUCUUAUCAAGUUCCUCUGGAUGCUCGCCUUGCAGGCCUCAAUGCCGUGAUGCACCCUGGCAUCCACCACCAGGCUCACCCCGUUCAUCAUCCGAAUGUGGUCCCACAGCAGGCUUUCGUUGUCGCACCUCAGCAUGUCCAACAGCCUCAUCCGCACAUUCAUCAUCGUCAAUACGUGGAGGUUGCCAAGACCGAAGCCUUCCAUGACAUCUUGCACAAUGGAAUGCAUCGAAGACUCGACGACCACAAUGCUCCUGUCAGCAAUCCCACGGGGAUCGCCUUGGCGUCUAGAAGGCAGUUCUACCAAAAAGUGUUCGGAUUCUAAAAAAGUUCCAUCGUUCACAACCAAACCUUACCCCCAUGCUAUGAAAGUCAGGGAGCAGUUGGACCAUUCCUCGCUGAGUCCUUCUCCCUUAUGAAACGUCAUAAUUCAUUAAUUUAUUGAUAUUAAACCUCAUGAUACAUGUUUC
This is a messenger RNA of Guillardia theta CCMP2712, 639 nucleotides long. RefSeq lists its product as hypothetical. The coding region runs from base 81 to 494 and encodes 137 amino acids. Lineage: Eukaryota; Cryptophyceae; Pyrenomonadales; Geminigeraceae. The record is from RefSeq and is a predicted model, not a curated record. The transcript has a single exon.